AUGUCGGCAACUCAGCUGCUGAACCCCAAGGCCGAGUCCCGGCGGCGAGGAGAAGCCCUGAAGGUCAACAUUGCCGCCGGAGAGGGUCUUCAAGAUGUUCUCAAGUCGAACCUGGGUCCCUCGGGUACCCUGAAAAUGCUGGUCGACGGUUCAGGCGGAAUCAAAUUGACCAAGGAUGGAAAUGUCUUGCUGCGUGAAAUGCAAAUCCAAAACCCCACAGCUGUCAUGAUCGCUCGUGCGGCGACAGCACAAGAUGAUAUCACUGGUGAUGGCACAACGUCGGUUGUGCUCCUGGUGGGAGAGCUCCUGAAGCAGGCGGAUCGUCAUAUCACGGAGGGACUACACCCCCGAGUGAUCACUGAUGGUUAUGAGAUUGCCAAGGAUGAGACCUUGAAGUUCCUUGACCAGUUCAAACUCGAGCGUCCCAUCGACCGCGAGCUGCUCCUUUCCGUCGCUCGUACCUCCCUUUCCACCAAGCUGAACCAUGCCAUGGCUGAGAAGCUCACCCCUGAUAUCGUUGAUGCCGUUCUCGCCAUCCACCGAGCCCCCGAAAAGCCUGACUUGCACAUGGUUGAGAUCAUGACGAUGCAACACCGCACAUCAUCCGAAACCCGCUUGAUCCGCGGUCUGGCUCUGGAUCACGGUGCCCGUCACCCGGAUAUGCCCAAGCGUGUGGAGAAUGCUUUCAUCCUGACAUUGAACGUCAGUCUUGAGUACGAGAAGUCCGAGAUCAACUCCGGCUUUUACUACUCUUCUGCCGAGCAGAGAGAUAAGCUGGUAGAGAGCGAGCGCAAGUUCGUCGAUGCUAAGCUGCAGAAGAUCGUGGAGCUCAAGAAGCAGGUUUGCGGCAAUGACCCCAAGAAGGGCUUCGUUGUCAUCAACCAGAAGGGUAUUGACCCCUUGAGCCUGGACGUUCUAGUCAAGAACGGCAUCAUGGCUCUCCGAAGAGCCAAGCGCAGAAACAUGGAGCGUCUGCAGCUGGUGUGCGGAGGUACCGCGCAGAACAGUGUCGAGGAAAUGACCCCGGAUGUGCUUGGCUGGGCAGGUCUGGUUUAUGAGCACCAGCUUGGUGAGGAGAAGUUCACAUUUGUCGAGGAGGUCAAGGAUCCCAAGUCCGUGACUAUUCUCAUCAAGGGCCCCAACCAACACACCAUUGCUCAAGUCAAGGAUGCCGUGCGUGAUGGUCUUCGCUCUGUCUACAACUCGAUUGUUGACGGUUGUGUCAUCCCCGGUGCCGGUGCCUUCCAAGUUGCUUGUGCUGACCACCUGAAGUCGGAGGUACUUCGCAACACCAAGGGCAAGGCCAAGUGGGGUGUUGAGGCAUUUGCCGAUUCGCUUUUGAUCAUUCCCAAGACUCUAGCUGCCAACGCCGGCCACGACAUCCAGGACUCUCUCGCUGCCAUGCAGUACGAGUGCAAGGAUGGUAACAUUGUCGGUCUGGACUUGAACACCGGCGAGCCGAUGGAUCCUGUGCAAGAGGGUGUCUUCGACUCCUACCGGGUGCUUCGUAACUGCAUCGCUUCCAGCACUGGUAUCGCAUCUAACCUUCUUCUGUGCGAUGAGCUGCUGAAGGCUCGCCAGAUGAGCAAGGCUAGUGGCCCUGGUGGCGAGGAGUAA
Molecule: messenger RNA, 1617 nt
Organism: Penicillium waksmanii
Lineage: Eukaryota; Fungi; Ascomycota; Eurotiomycetes; Eurotiales; Aspergillaceae
Product: chaperonin-containing T-complex subunit CCT6
Exons: 7
Coding region: 1-1617 (538 amino acids)
Biological process (GO): protein folding
Cellular component (GO): chaperonin-containing T-complex
Molecular function (GO): ATP-dependent protein folding chaperone; ATP binding; ATP hydrolysis activity
Source: RefSeq, a predicted model, not a curated record